Molecule: messenger RNA, 972 nt
Organism: Lytechinus variegatus (green sea urchin)
Lineage: Eukaryota; Metazoa; Echinodermata; Echinoidea; Temnopleuroida; Toxopneustidae
Gene: dnajc4
Product: dnaJ homolog subfamily C member 4-like
Exons: 7
Coding region: 140-883 (247 amino acids)
Source: RefSeq, a predicted model, not a curated record
GGCGAGAUAUUAUGUUAUACAACAACAAAAUUCAGACAAAUUUGUGAAAAGCCGGGUGAAAAGCCACCGCCUUCUUCCCUUUUAAUGGAGAGGAACGUCAAUCUAUAGGAAUCUUUACAAGUGUAAUGAGAGAAGCAAGAUGCCAUUUACCAAUGCAUUCACGCUAUGCACCAGAUGUCAGCACAAACUUAUACUUCAAAGUCUGCACCAUGUUAGAGGAAUAACAACAGGAAUAAGGCUGAGGAGCCAGACACAAUCAAACCAUUAUGAGACUUUAGGUGUGCCGAAAGAUGCAACUAGUUUAGAAAUUAAAGCAGCAUACUUCGAAUUAUCUAAAAUGCUCCAUCCCGAUGCCAAUCCCCAGAACCCUGAUCAACACGAUCGCUUUGUGCAGCUGAGUGAGGCGUAUGGAAUCUUAAGUAAAUCAACCUCUAGGAGAGAGUAUGAUCUGAGUCUCACCAGGCCUCAUGUAAAGGAGAUCAGAGUACACAAUAUGGAUGUCUCACCGGACAACCCAUUCGGUGGACACAGGGAAGCAGAUUGGUUUCCAAGAACUCACAUCUUCAGAGAAGGUGGUGAUGAGAAGGUCAAUGAGAACUACUAUGGAAUCAAAGGACUCAGGAGAGUUAGAAACUCAUAUGUGGUGUACGGGUGUAUAGCAUUCAUCUUUACUGGUGCCGUCUUCCAUUUCUUUGUUUUCAAACAAAGCAGCCAGUAUGCAACACAAAGACUAGAUGCUAAGGAUAAAAAGAUUGCAGAACUGUAUAACCAAGCCAAAGAAAGAGCAAGGAAAAAUGGACCCAAGAAACAGAUGGAGUUAUUAAGAGAAAGACACAAUGCAAACCAAAUGAAGCUUGCCAAACAACUUGAAGGAGACACAUGAUGCAUAUCACAAGAUUGUAGUAUGGGUUUUAUUUUUGGUCGUAUUUAUUCAUUAGUGUAAAGGAGGGCCCCGUUUCUAAACAUCUUAAA